Messenger RNA from Zophobas morio, 4269 nucleotides. Its product is annotated as probable multidrug resistance-associated protein lethal(2)03659. Gene Ontology annotation, molecular function: ABC-type transporter activity; ATP binding; ATP hydrolysis activity. The record is from RefSeq and is a predicted model, not a curated record. Bases 262 to 4155 code for a protein of 1297 amino acids. Lineage: Eukaryota; Metazoa; Arthropoda; Insecta; Coleoptera; Tenebrionidae. Gene Ontology annotation, biological process: transmembrane transport. The transcript is spliced from 9 exons. Gene Ontology annotation, cellular component: membrane.
AGUAAUAUUCCGCGGCGCGUAUCUCGAGUGCGAACCAAACAGAGAUAACCAUACUAUUUCAGAUUGAUUUUCUUGUCCCACCAAUGAUGUUUUCCUGCCAGAAUAGAGUCGACGCCAGGGCGUCCAUGACGCAUGGUAGUUCCUACAUGAAUGGUCGGCAUCCGAGAAACUCGGCAGUUCGCGGUCGGAUUUCGUGCGGCUGGCAGCACGAAGACUCUUACAAAUACACGUUUUAGUGUAGAUUUAUUGUGAUAUUUUACCAUGGAUGCGUCGACGAAGACAGAUAAAAAAGCCAAUCCGGCGGAGAGAGCCAACGUGUUCUCUUUGCUCACGUUCGUAUAUAUGUUUCCCAUUUUUAAACGUAGCUUCAAAAACGGCUUGAAAGAGGACGACUUGUUCAGGCCGCUGGGCGAACACAAGUCCGGUUUGUUGGGCGAAAAACUCGAAAAAAUAUGGAGAGAAGAACACAGAAAGCACAAGAAGUCGGCGUUACACAGGGCUUUGUUCAAGCUCUUCGGACCUCAGUUCGUGUGGUUGGGGAUAGUGAAACUCGUGGACGAAGUACUUCUAGUAGUGCUCGUCCCUCUUUCGAUCGGCCGCCUCGUCUCCUACUUCGAAAACAAUGAAAAGUACAGCAUAUCCGAAACCGAGGCCUAUAUGCAAGCGUUGGCGGUAGUUCUGUGCCUUCUAGUGGACGCCUUCCUCAGCCACCCUUCCAUGAUGGGCUUCAUGCACAUCACCAUGAAAAUGCGCGUGUCGUGCAGUUCCCUAGUCUACAGGAAAACCCUCCGGCUGAGCCGCACCGCCCUCGCUAGCACCACCAUCGGUCAAUUAGUAAAUUUACUAUCGAAUGACGUGAGCAAGUUCGAUCAGGGCUUCCUGCUGGCGCAUUACGUGUGGAUCGGGCCCAUCCAGGCGGCGGUGGGGACCUACUUGAUUUACAGGGAAAUAGGCGUGGCGGCCUUCUUCGGCGUGGCGUUCCUGCUGUCUUUUAUUCCCAUGCAGAUCUAUCUGGGUAAAAGGACGUCGGUUUUGAGGUUGAGGACGGCAUUGAGGACCGACGAGAGGGUGAGGCUCAUGAACGAGAUCAUCUCCGGGAUACAAGUAAUCAAAAUGUACUGCUGGGAGAAGCCGUUCGCACAACUUAUCGCCUUCGCUAGGAAGAAAGAGAUGAACGCUAUUCGCGCCCACGCGUUCUUACUAGGUCUGGUCUACUCCUUCGAGAUGUUCGUCACGCGAACCUCGGUCUUCAUAAGUAUCUUAGGGUACAUCCUCCUUGGAUCCUACGUCACUGCCGAAAAAGUAUUCACAGUGAAGGCCAUCUACGACGUGCUCAGGCCCGUCAUCACCAUCCUCUUCUCGGUGAGCAUCUCGUCGAUCGCCGAAGUCAACAUCUCACUGUUGAGGAUCCAGAAAUUCCUGUCGUACGCCGAGCAAGAGCUCGAAGUGAAGAGUGUAAAGAACGGCGUGAGUAAGAACGCCAGUAACGGAUCUCUAGUGCCUUACCACAGUCCCGUGGAAGUCAGAGCGAGACUUCUCCUGGAAAACGUGAACGCCAAGUGGCUGGAAGAGAACAGCGAAAGCACCCUCAAAGGGAUCAACCUAAGUAUAUCUUCGAACCAAGUCGUGGCUGUGAUUGGACCCGUCGGAAGCGGCAAGAGCAGCUUGCUGAACGUCUUCCUCAGGGAGCUGCCCGUGGAGAGCGGCAAAAUGGACAUACAGGGUAAAGUUUCGUACUCGUCGCAGGAACCGUGGUUGUUCUCGGGCAGCGUGCGCCAGAACAUCCUCUUCGGCAACGAGUACGACGAAGAGCGCUACAAGCAGGUGGUGGAAGUGUGCGCUUUGAUAUCCGACUUCGAACUGUUCCCCUACGGCGACAAAACUCUCGUCGGGGAAAAGGGGAAGGCAUUGAGCGGGGGUCAGAAGGCCCGGAUUAACCUCGCCAGGUGCAUAUACAAGAAAGCUGACAUUUACUUGCUGGACGACCCUCUGUCUGCGGUGGACGCCAACGUAGGCAAGCACUUGUACGACAGGUGCGUCAAGGGUUUCCUCAAGGACAAGAUCUGCAUUCUGAUCACGCACCAGCUGCAGUACUUGAGCAGUGCGGACAAGAUCGUCAUCAUGAAGGACGGAAGGGUCGAGAUGGAAGGGAAGUACGCGGAGUUGCAAACCAGCGGGCUGGAUUUCGCCAAACUACUCGAACAGUUCCACACGGAAGAAGUAGACGAAAAGGACAAGAAGAAGGCCAAGUCUAGACAAAACUCAGAGUGCACUGAAGAAGAGGACGACGAAGACGAAGGUCCUUUAAUCGAAAAAGAGCAAAUGAAGAGCGGGAGCAUCAAGCCGGCUCUGUAUUUCGAGUACCUGAAAGCUGGAGGAGGCAAGGUCAUGAUGGUCCUCCUCGCAGCGGCCUUCAUUGCUGGUCAAUUCGUUGCAAACGCUGGAGAUUACUACGUUACCUACUGGGUCAAUUUAGAACAAGACUUUACCGACAAGUUUUUCAAGAACUUGACGAAAGAAAACGAGACUUUGGACAGAGCUCCCGUUAUCUACGCCUACUCGGGGAUCACUCUCGGGACAAUCAUUUUUUCCGUCGUUCACUCUCUAUAUUUCAUGUUGUAUUUCACCCUUGCGUCAAUUAACUUGCACAGCACUAGUUUCUCGAGUAUAAUUCAAGCGACGAUGAGGUUCUACAACAACAACCCUUCGGGGAGAAUCCUGAACAGAUUCUCCAAAGAUUUGGGAUACAUCGACGAGUACAUCCCCCCGGUUUUGUUCGACGUAAUUGAAGUAGCCUUGAUGUUGAUCGGAGCCUUCACCUUGUCCUUCAUCGUGGACCUGUGGCUCCUAGUACCCUCCGUGAUCCUAAUCACGAUCUUCUACUUCCUACGAAUCAUCUACAUCCAAACUAGCAGAAGUGUCAAGCGAAUCGAAGGAAUAACUCGGAGCCCGAUUUUCGGCCACAUGACGGCUUCCAUGCACGGUCUGAGCACGAUCAGGGCCUUCUCCGCGCAGAAACUCCUAGUCCGAGAAUUCGACGACUACCAAGACAACCAUAGCGCCGCUUGGUUCCUCUUCAUCGCCUCCAAUCGCUGCUUCGGUUUCUGGCUCGACAUGAUCUGCAUCGUCUUCUUCGCCAUCGCCGUCUUCGUACUCAUGUACUUCAAUAAGAGCGUCUACGGCGGCGACAUCGGCUUGGUGGUCACCCAGUAUAUCAUGCUCAUCGGCUCGCUCCAGUGGGGGAUGCGCCAGUGGAGCGAACUCGAGAACCACAUGGUCUCCGUGGAACGACUCCUCGAAUACCACAGUGUCGAAAGCGAACCCGAGAGGAAAGAGCUGGUCAGUUUGCCCAAAAGUUGGCCAGAGAGCGGCCGCGUCGAAUUCCGGGACGUAUGUCUGAGGUAUAACCCAACAGACCCUAACGUUUUGAAGAACGUCAACUUCGUGGUACAGCCGAAGGAGAAAGUAGGGAUUGUUGGAAGAACUGGGGCUGGAAAGUCGUCGACGAUUACGGCGCUGUUUCAGCUGUACCCGAUCGAAGGAAGCAUUGUAAUUGAUGAUGUCGACACGACGAAACUACCUUUGGAGCAAGUGAGGUCGAAAAUUUCCAUCAUCCCGCAGGAGCCGGUUCUGUUUUCUGGAACGAUGCGCAAAAAUUUGGACCCGUUUGAAGAGUAUAGUGACGAGGUGCUAUGGAACGCGCUGGACCAGGUGGAGUUGAAGGACGUGGUGUCGGAGCUUCCGUCAGGGCUGCACUCGAACGUGUCCGAAGGAGGGUCUAACUUUAGUGUGGGGCAAAGGCAGCUGGUUUGUCUUGCCAGGGCACUUAUAAGAAAUAACAAGAUUCUGGUGAUGGAUGAAGCUACUGCGAAUGUUGAUCCACACACGGACGCUCUUAUCCAGAACACUAUAAGGGAGAAGUUUGCGGAGUGCACGGUCUUGACUAUAGCGCACCGUCUGCACACUGUCAUGGAUUCAGACAAGAUUUUGGUGAUGAGUGCUGGGUGCGUCGAGGAGUUCGACCAUCCCUACAACCUUCUGAAACAGGAAAGGGGGAUUCUGUACAACCUGGUGCAGAACACCGGCAGGGCCACCGCUACCAACUUGGAAAAUAUAGCGAAAGAGAGUUUCGAGAAGAAGCUGAAGACAGAAUGACUUGCCAAGUUACCGAAUACUACCUAAACUUGUACCUGUGAUGUUUUAUACUUAAUAAUUCCACGAUCAGUAUUUAAGUGUGGUCAUUGAAUAAAACCAUCAACAAAAUAAUAA